This is a messenger RNA of Dentiscutata heterogama, 168 nucleotides long. The record is from the annotation of a GenBank genome assembly. NCBI's taxonomy places the organism in Eukaryota, Fungi, Glomeromycota, Glomeromycetes, Diversisporales, Gigasporaceae.
AUGAAUGAAGUUAUUGUUGCUGCUUCAGAAGAUUUGGACAACACUUUUUAUACAGAAUAUUUAGAUUCUAAAAGUGACAAAGAAUUUAACUCUUUAUUAGAUAAUGAACUAUUAUCUGAUAUUGAUAAUAACAUCCCUUUAAGUAAAUUAAAAGAACAAAAUCUAUAA